This is a messenger RNA of Prorocentrum cordatum, 687 nucleotides long. The record is from the annotation of a GenBank genome assembly. NCBI's taxonomy places the organism in Eukaryota, Dinophyceae, Prorocentrales, Prorocentraceae.
AUGGAGGGGGGUUCAACGCCGGUCCAAGAAAUCCGCGCGGAGCUCCGAGAAAUGAUGUGUACGCCGGUUUCUGAUCUUCUAGAGCUGGGGCAAUGCAGACUGCGCGCCAGCGUCGCUACCCACGGCAGCGCAAUCAGCGCGUGCCAGCAGGAGGGCCAGUGGGAGCGGGCCGUCCUGCUGCUCGCAGAUCUGAGGCAGAGCGGUCUGGAAGCAGAUGCUGUAUGCUACAGCGCGGCGAUCAGCGCGUGCGAGGAAGUUGGACAGUGGCUGCAAGCUCUGCUGCUGUUGCGGGAGAUGAUCUCAGCACGGGUACGUGCCGAUAUUGUUAGCUACAGCGCCACUAUGAGCGCCUGUGGGAAAGGGGUGCAGUGGCGGCAGGUGUUCGUCUUGCUCGAUGAGCUCAGAGAGUCGAAAUUACGUGCUGACGUCUUCAGCUACAGUGCUGCGGUGACUGCGCUUGAGAAGGAAGGGCUUUGGCAGCAUGCGUUGAGUUUGAUCGGUGAGUCGAAGCGACUGAAAUUGGAAGCCGAUGCGUUGUGCUAUUGUGGCGGGGUCAUUGCAUGCCAGCGGGGUCGACAAUGGCAGCCUGCGCUUUCACUGCUAGCAGAGUUUCAGCGAGUCAAGCUUGAGCAGAACGAGGUGAGCUACGGCAGCGUGAUCAGCGCGUGCGAGCAAUGCCAGGAAUAG